AUGGAGUAUUACGAACUAUACAAAUUAGAUGAAACUAUACCUUUGAAAAAACAGAAUCUAUUUGCUCCUAAACAUCUAUUUAGACUACUAGUUGCGAGCACUUCUGAAUCUGGAAAGACGAGCAUGGUAGUACAUCUGCUCCUAGGAAGCAAAUAUCUAAAAAUAUAUCUAUGGAUGUCUGGUAAAAAAUGUAGUCAUAAAGUACCAAAAGGCAAAAGCAAAAAUUUUGGUGAAAGGUAUAUUCCAUAUGAUAAUCUAAUUGUUGUUGUGCAACACCAAGAUGAAGAGUUAUGGGAAGCAGUACAAUAUUUUUAUGAGUUUAUAGUCAUAGAUAAGCAAGCUCCAUACCAAUUUACUGUUAUAGUCUUUGAUAAUCUUGCUAGCGAACCUCUUGCAACUCAACUAAAAGUCGUUCCUUUCUUUAGAUCUCGAGUUCAACAAUAUCUUAACCCUACUGCUACUUCAUUAACUCCUGAAGCAAUUGAAAAAAUAAGGGAUGCUCAUGCAAAACAGAUAUCAAAUAGAAAAUGCAUUAUGUGUGCUAAUUAUAAAAUUAAAAUAACAUCUAUGAAUUCAUCUAUCUCAAUACUUCAACCAGAAAUCUUGUCUAUACAUAGCUUAUCAAGUGCCAGAAAUCCUGAGCAAGUAAUUUUUUUGAGCAAACUAGCAACAAAAAAGACUAGUAGAAAAAAGAAAGUCUCACAGAAUGAGGAACUUCUUAGUUCUAAUAUUGAUAAGACAAACUCUGGUGUGGAAUUAUCUAAAG
This is a messenger RNA of Scutellospora calospora, 766 nucleotides long. The record is from the annotation of a GenBank genome assembly. Lineage: Eukaryota; Fungi; Glomeromycota; Glomeromycetes; Diversisporales; Gigasporaceae.